Messenger RNA from Spinacia oleracea (spinach), 3107 nucleotides. RefSeq names its product transcription factor PIF3. Bases 538 to 2604 code for a protein of 688 amino acids. The transcript has 8 exons. Gene Ontology annotation, molecular function: DNA-binding transcription factor activity; protein dimerization activity. Gene Ontology annotation, biological process: regulation of DNA-templated transcription. NCBI's taxonomy places the organism in Eukaryota, Viridiplantae, Streptophyta, Magnoliopsida, Caryophyllales, Amaranthaceae. The record is from RefSeq and is a predicted model, not a curated record.
AAUUAAUAACAUCAAAAAAAAUAUAUAGCAAAAAAAAAUGAAGUAAAAAUGGUAAAAAACGAGCAAUGAAUAUAAUGAGAUACCAUUUGCACAUUUGCACAAUUGCACAAUAUCUUGGUGUUGUUCUUGCAAUCUUGCUUCCUCUGCUUUUUGCUCCUCUUUUCCCCCCUUUUCUUGGACCCGCUUAUGCAGCAACCCUUUCGCCGUCUUCUCCUACCCACCUGUAAUCCUCUCUCUUCUUUCUCUCUCCACCCCUGAUUAUUUUGAAGGAAGCUUCUAGAUUACUGUGAUUAGCUCCUCUUGAAAUCUGAGAAGAAGUUGCUAAAAAUUCUGAUUUCCCAGAAAUUUUGUGCCUUUCCACUUUUGAUUUUUCAUGAUUGGUUUUCUUGGGAAUUGAAUUUUGAGUACAAACUCAGCUAAUUCUAGGCUUUUCAGUUUCUGGGUGUUCUUCCUUUUGCUGCCAAUUAUAGGUAGGAUUCGGGUUUUUUUUAGCAAGAAGAGGUUUAUGUUGUUGAAGAGACAAUUUUGAUCUGUAGUAUGCCUUUAACUGAGCUUGUUAACAUGUUCAAAGGGAAAAUGGAAGUCCCCCAUGAAGUUGCCUCUACUUCUAUUGAUCCUUCUUCUAGACCUGAUACUGAUUGUGUUGAGCUAGUUUGGGAAAAUGGUCAGAUCAUGAUGCAGGGUAAUAAACCUAGAAAAAGCAAUGUCUCAAGCAAUUUUCAGUCAUUUGGCAUCAAGCCUCAAGAUGGUAGGAAUGUUACUAAUUAUUCGAAAAUGACCAAGUUUAGUACAAUGGAUUCUGAAAUGGUUGAUUUCCCAUUUUCAGUUCCUUCUUGUGAAAUGGGUAUGGAUCAAAAUGUUGACUUGGUACCUUGGUUAAAUUAUCCCAUGGAAGAACCUUUACAUAAUGACUACACUUCUGACUUCUUGAAUGAGCUAUCAGGAGUUACGAUUAGCGAUCUCCUUACCGAGAACCAUUUACCAUACCGGGAAAGGAAGAGUAGUUUUCAUGGUGACGGGCAUGAAACUUCCGCGAGCUUGAAACAUAUCAAUUCAUCAUCUAAGUUAUUUUCAAGUGAUAAGAAGGAUAAUAGAGGUGGAAGUAGUGAGGUGCCACAAUUUUUGUUGCCAUUUCAGCAUAGUGUACCAAGAUCAGGUAUUUCUGAUAUUACUGCUAACAAUGCAGACAAUAUCCACCAUUUUGGUUCACGAGACUCCACGCUUAAUCCAUCAUCAUUAAGUGCUUUUACCAGCUUGAGAUUGCAGAAGCUAGAUGCAGGGCAAGCUAGUACUACUACUACUAGCUCAGGUUUUACAAAUUUUCCCUGUUUUUCGCGGCCUUCUUCUGUUUCUAGAGCUAAUCAUGUGACUGUAAACCCUUCGAAGAGAUUAGAGUAUGAUAAUAAAAGGUGUACCUUGAGUAGUAGUAAUCCUGGUAGUUCUACUCUGGUUAAUUUGGAUAUUGGUUAUUCCCAAAAGGAAAUAGUUUCUCACAACCAGUCGAUUAUGGCACCGGAAAAUGGCAUUUCAGAAGCUUUGCCCACAAAGCCAACUGAGGAGCUGCUUUCUGCUAAUCAACCUUUACAUAGAGAAGACAUUGCUAAUAGUCACGCGUCACAGAAUCAAGUGUGUGAUGCACCAAUGAGCAAAGUGGGUGCUAGUGGUGAUAGGAACAUGGAGCCAGUAGUUGCUGCAUCUUCUGUAUGUUCAGCCAAUAGUGGUGCAGAUAGAACUUCAAAUGAGCCUGCACGUAAUUCGAAAAGGAAAUCUCGUGAAACUACAGAAUCAGAAGGUCCUAGUGAAGAAAUCGAAGAGGAAUCAGUGGGUGCGAAAAAAUCAGGUCAUGGUCGCGGUGGCUCAAAGAGAAGCCGAGCUGCAGAAGUGCAUAAUCAAUCUGAAAGGAGAAGAAGGGAUAGAAUUAAUGAGAAGAUGCGUGCAUUACAAGAGCUCAUACCCAACUGCAAUAAGGCGGACAAAGCUUCUAUGCUUGAUGAGGCUAUAGAGUAUUUGAAGACACUACAACUUCACGUACAGGUAUUGUCAAUGGGUGCUGGGUUGUUCAUGCAUCCGAUGAUGCUACCACCAGGAAUGUUGCCCAUCCAUGGAGCACACAUGCCACAUUUCUCACCUAUGGGGCUCGGAAUGGGAAUGGGAAUGGGGAUGGGUUUCGGGAUGAACAUGGUCAACAUGAAUACCGGCACGAAGAUGGUACCUUAUCAAGGGUCACAUUACCCUAUCCCUGGAACCGGACCCAUGUUUCACGGGAUGCCGGGUUCUAAUCUUCAGACUUUUCCGCAUCCUGGUCAAGCAUUACCUAUGUCCCUUCAACAACAAGCUUCUAUAGUUCCCGCUUCAAUUUCAGGAAGUCAUUUGAAGAUGCCGAUGGGAUUAAAUGUUUCUGGUGUGUCACAUUUAGCUCCAUCUAGUAUUAAAACGGAUGCUAACCCACAAGUGAUUUCCAUGAAUCAGGCAACUAAUCAGGCAUCAAAAGAGGGUUUCCAGCAGUUUGCUUUGUGCCAUAAUCAAGCUCAAGGUGUUAAUGCCUCAGAAACUGCUGAAGCUGCCAACAGAAAAGAUGACAGGAACCUGUUACCUGACUCUUAAUGGAAAAAGGUGACAAACUGUACUGGAGUAUUACCCUGCUUCUAAUCAAUGUAUAUAUUCUGAGAUUAGAUGCACAAAACGGUGAAAAGUUCAUCCGGCUGCUGUGAAGUACGACCAGUGGCCAGAGUUUUUGCCUCCGGCUAAAAGUGAAGUGUUUUUGCUCUCUGAGAACAUCAGUUCUUUUGUAGAUCUGUACAUUUCAUGAAGAUGACAUUGUACUUUUGUGUCUUAGUGUAAGUGCUGGUCUUCUCUACAGGUGUAUAUGUGGUUUCAAAUGUAUAUUUUCCACCGCGAAAAUUCAGUUUUUUUUUUCUUUUUUGAUAUAGUAAUACUAGUAUAUGAAGAAAUUAUUGUCAUACAUGUAAUAAUUCAAGGGAACAGAUCCCCUUGGCCUUAGCUAACAUUAGUUAGUAGUUGGAAGUUUCCUACCUUACAGUAAACAUAUUGUAAUGAGUGUAUGAUGUAAUAUGAAAUAAAUAGGGUCACUAUUUUUCUUUUGUCUA